CCCGAGGUCGCCCGGCGGAGCUCGGCCGGGCGGCGGAGGCCGAGGCGCGGCGGGGAGGAGCCGCCGCCGCCGCUCGCUGCUUCCCCGGGAGGUAGGAGACAGCCCCGUUCGGCCGCCCCGUCACCCCGGGGGGCCGGCGCCGGCCGCCCCGCGCCUCGGCCAGGCCCCGCGGCCGGCCCCUCGGCGGGCCCCGACCCUCCGGAAAGUUUUCCUCGACCUGGCCGUCGCCGACCGCGGCGGGAGCGGCCGUGCCUCCCCGCAGCGCCGGGCUGGCCCCGGGGGCUGGUCCCGCGGCUGUUUGUCCCGGAGCCGCAGCUGUCCCGGGGCACGCACGUACCCGCGAGUACCGGGCGUCCGAGAAGGAUUUUAAAAGUUAUUUCAGGAAUACGGAACACUUUAUAUUCAGGAAUACAAGAAAAACAGCAAAGUGGAGUCAAGUACAUGCAGCAGCUUCAUGGGCUUGAAGGAUCAUCUGGGGCAUGACUUAGGCCACCUUUAUGUGGGGAGCACUGGCACACAAAUAAAUGCAAUUGUACCUUGGUCAGUGGCGGAGAAGCCAACGAUGGAUAAGGUUAAUUCUAGGAAAGAAGAUGUAGACAAAGAGACAUCUGAAGAGACUUCUGGAAGCUCCAGCUGUGACUCUGAAGAAAGCACAAAUUCUGAUAAUGAUUCAGAGAGACUGAAUAAUUCUGUAUCAGAAUCACAUUUAUUGCCUAAGACUCACCGACAGCUGUGCCGAUCUCCCUGCUUAGAGCCUCAUAUACUAAAAAGAAAUGAAAUCUUGAAAGAUUUUAGGAUAGAAGAGGCUCAGAUAGUACCUAAGGAAGUGAAAAAGGCCCCUGAUGUGGUGAAAGAAUAUCAAACCAAACUGGAGUUUGCACUUAAGUUGGGUUACUCUGAAGAGCAGGUUCAACUUGUACUGAAUAAACUUGGUACUGAUGCUUUAAUAAAUGAUAUUUUGGGAGAACUUGUCAAACUGGGGAAUAAAACUGAGACUGAUCAGACUGUAACUAAUGCUAACACUAGUGUAAUGCGUGAAGCAUCUUCCAUAGAGUCUCAGAGGUCAGAGUCUCCACUGCAGGAGGAUGUGACAGAGGAUGGUGACAACCUGAGGCCAAUAGUUAUUGAUGGCAGCAAUGUUGCAAUGAGCCAUGGGAACAAAGAAGUGUUUUCUUGUCGAGGAAUCAAACUGGCGGUAGACUGGUUUUUGGAAAGAGGCCACAAGGAUGUUACUGUGUUUGUGCCAGCAUGGAGGAAAGAACAGUCGAGACCUGAUGCUCUUAUCACAGAUCAAGAAAUCUUGCGUAAAUUAGAAAAGGAGAAGAUUCUUGUGUUCACACCGUCCCGCCGAGUGCAAGGGAGAAGGGUGGUAUGCUACGAUGACCGAUUUAUAGUGAAGUUGGCCUUUGAGUCAGAUGGCAUCAUUGUUUCUAAUGAUAACUACAGGGAUCUAGCUAAUGAAAAGCCUGAAUGGAAGAAGUUCAUAGAUGAACGCUUGCUGAUGUAUUCAUUUGUUAAUGACAAAUUUAUGCCUCCUGAUGAUCCUCUUGGUCGCCAUGGUCCAAGUCUGGACAAUUUUCUUAGGAAGAAGCCUAUUGUGCCAGAACAUAAGAAGCAACCCUGUCCAUACGGGAAGAAAUGUACCUAUGGACACAAAUGCAAAUACUAUCAUCCAGAAAGAGGAAAUCAGCCUCAGCGAUCUGUAGCUGAUGAACUUCGUGCCAUGUCUAGAAGCACAGCUGCCAAAACUACAAGUGAAGGAGGACUGGUAAAAAGCAAUAGCGUUCCCUGUAGCACUAAAAAUGAUGGCACUUCUGAGCUGAAGCGUGCUGCUCCGAAGAGGCAGUCGGAUCCUAGUAUAAGGACUCAAGCCUAUCAAGACUUGGAGGAAAAGCUUCCCACCAAAAACAAAUUGGAAACCAGGUCUGUACCUUCUUUAGUUAGUAUACCCAGUUCCGCUGCUGCAAAACCCCAAAGUACUGCACCUUUAACUAACGGCCUUCCAUCUGGAGUUCACUUCCCACCUCAGGAUCAGAGACCACAGGGACAGUAUCCUACAGUGAUGAUGGCAACCAAAAAUCACGGAACGCCAAUGCCUUAUGACCAGUAUCCAAAAUGUGAGUCUCCUGUGGAUGUAGGGUAUUACUCUAUGCUGAGUGCAUAUUCAAAUCUGAGUAUAUCUGGUCCACGUAGUCCUGAAAGGCGCUUCUCCUUGGACACAGAUUACAGGAUUAGCUCUGUAGCUUCUGACUGCAGCAGCGAAGGGAGCAUUAGCUGUGGCAGUAGUGAUUCCUACGUGGGUUACAGCGAUCGGUCUUACAUGAGUUCACCUGACCCACAGCUAGAGGAGAACAUGAAGUGCCAACAUAUGCACCCCCAUGGCCGCCUUAACACUCAGCCCUUCCUACAGAGCUACCACGAGCCUCUCACACGAGUGCAGAGCUAUAGUCACGAAGAACCAAAGCAUCACCACAAACCUCCAGUUCCCUACAUGGCUGUGCAUCUACAGCAUCCCACAGUCGGUGCUCGUUCUAGUUGUCCAAAUGACUACUCUGCAUCUCAGAGUUCGUCACAUUCAAAGACCAUGCAUCUGGGGAGAGCCCUCGUGUCCACGAGAAUAGACAGCGUUUCAGACUCGCGUUUAUAUGAUAACUCUCCGUUAAGACACAGAAAGCCUUAUUCUGGUCAAGAUGGGCUUGGAAGCUGGGAUAGGCAGAGUUACGGGCUGGACGCCUAUGGCUACCGCCAGACCUACUCCUUGCCAAGUAACCCCACACAGCCGUGUUACGAGCACUUUGCCUUCCAAAGCUUACCUGAGCAGCAGGACCAGACCUGGCGAGUACCUUACUGUGGAAUCCCUCAAGACCCUCCAAGGCACCAAGACACCCGGGAGAAGGUUUACAUUAACCUCUGCAACAUCUUCCCUGCUGAUCUUGUGAGAAUGGUUAUGAAGAAGCACCCUCACGUGACAGAUGCUCAGCAGCUCGCUGCAGCCAUCUUAGUGGAAAAAUCUCAGCUAGGUUAUUGAGAGAUGAUGCAUCUUUGUGGUGUCUAGUAGUUUUCAGCUCAGCUCUAAUGCUGAGGGAGGUUUGCUACAAUAGCAUUUGGGAUCUCCUUCUCAGCAAGGAGGUUAUAUAGUAAUCCGUUUAUGUGAAAUACUGUAUCAUGGAGUCUGUAUGUAUAGCCCCAUGCAUCAGAAGUACCAGAUAUGUUUUGUGUUCUAGUUUGAAAAUUUUUAAAUGGCUAUUUUCACAGCUGGAGAAUGUUCCAGUUUAAAUUAAUAUAUAUAUAUAUUAAAAAAAAAAAAAAAAUCUGUGGUCUCUGGUUAUAAUCUUUGGUGCAUCAGGGGUUUAUAUGCAGCACUUUCUAUCCUUGUCACCUGUUGAUGGGAUUUUUGUUUUCAUUUUUUUAACUUGUUGGAUGUUUGUCCUUGGGCUGCAUGGUAUUAAAACCACCUGCAGAAAGAGGAUUUUGCUACAUCUGGCAGACAAUUUUCAAGCCAAGUUUUUGAACUUUUUACAACACCAUAUGUUUGUUUGUUUGUUGUUUUGUGAGCUCUCUUUGUGCUAUAAUCAUCUAUUUAUAGGAAACAAAGAUUUACUACAGCACUGACUUAAUUUUUUUAAACAAAAAAUUGUUACCAGUUAAUAGUGAAAUGGGUAACGAUAUAUUGGUAAUUUAUAGUGUGGCACUUUUCAUUGCUUUCUUUGUUUUGUUUAACUAGUUACAUGUUUUGUUGAUGCAGUCAAUUAGUAAGAUCAGAUGCAAUCAGAGGAGGAGAAAAAAGUCUUUUUUAUUUUAUGGAUAAGGUAAAAGCCUUAUUGCCUGAUUUUCAAAGGUGAUGAGAAUUUGCAGCCCCCUUUGAACCUAACAGAAGCUGCGAAUGCUCAGAACCUCCCCAAACCAGGCCACCCUGUUUCGGUUCCUGUCUGUUGUUACCCAGCUCUGUGUAUUUCUGGUCAGUAGAAAGGGGUUCAAAAUCAUAGGGUCCCAUUUCGUUGUUUUAUGUGUCUUUUCUUUGUAUUGCUGCACAAGUGUACUGGAUAAAAUAUGCUUUUCAUAAAAUAUUAACCUGUUUUUAAAUGAACUUAAUUAUCUCAAUGCAAGUUUUGUAUUUAAGAUACUGUUUGAUUUUACUUGCUAUUUAUCAAGGCUGGCCUGAAAAGGUUUUGUGUGUUGAGGAUAUGCAACGUUUAUUAACUGCACUAUGGUAAUGAUAUUGUAGCUCAAAAUAGUAACUUAAACUUUGUUUUUUCCUUUCUGUUUCGGUUGGGGAGGGGAGGGUUGCGGGGAGAGAAGAUAACGUAUGUGUUCCUGAAGUUAGUUCUUGGCCUGUUGCAUCGUGUAGGCCUGACUCUUGCCACAAAUAGCGUAGUCUUAGAGACAGACAAACCAAGUCUGUUUUAGUAUUAGUAAGGGAUAUUUCUGGUUUUAAGUCAUGGGUUUUACUAGCACCUCGUAAGCUUUUAUUUUAUAUAUAUAUAUAUAUAUAUAUAUAUAUAAAAUAGAAAUAGAUUUUGCAGUUGAUGUCAGAUGUACUCACGUGACUGACGUCCAACAGUUUUAGGUUUCGAUCCAUUGUAACAAUGUUCAGUGUUAAAAAAAAAAAAAAAAAAUCAGUAGUUUACACCAUUACUGCUGAUAAUUUUGGUAUGCUUGCUGAAAUUUAAAGUAAGGCCCUGAAACACCAGAAAGUACCUUUUACUGUUGAUACAAAUUGUAUCUUUUUAACUGAAAACUAUUUUGAUUUGUAGAUUUAGUAGAGACACAAAUGUGUAACUAUAACUAGUCUUUUGGGCAACAUUUUAUCCCUAAUUUGAAAAUUAGAGAUUUCAGACAUAGAAUAGACUUAGGCAAGUAAAAGUAGCUAGUUAUCUAGGUGUCUGUCUCAAUUUCACAUAUUAAAAAGAAAAAAUAAACUAUUGGCAUUUUCUUCCUUCUAAAACCUUUGUAGUGGGAACUCACUAAAAUAAAGAUAAAAUGCUGCCUGAAAAUGAUGUCCAAGCACCUUUGAAUACGAAGUCGUUUUCACUACUUGUGUGACACCGUGUGUUGCAGCAAGUAGGGUUUGGGUAUACAGUAAAUGCUUCUGAAGAGCAUUGUGCUUAUAGACAUAUCCAAUAAUCUGAACCAUGUUCAGCAAACCAAUUCAGGACGUAGUGCUCGUGCAGCUUCCACCGCUGAUGUGCCGCGGGAUCUGCCGCCGCCUGCCCCCGCGGCAAUUCCGGAGGGGCUCUACACCAUCUGUCCUGCGUUGUCAGUUUAGGGAAAGGACCUCUUCACCUCCGACAACAGUUUUUCCCUGGAUUUGGUCGGGCACCACCCGUAGAGCCUGUUUCAAUGGAGAUACCGAUGCAGUGCUGACGCUGAGGUUUGGACUUGGGAAAUGGGUCUCAUCUUAGUUGUACGCUAAGAUUUUUUUACAUUGAAUUACACUUAAGUACUACACCAUAGUGUAGAUGCAGCUGUUUUAAUAAUGCAAUUGUUAUAUUUGUGUUUUUAAUGGGUUUCUACAUUUAUUUUUUAUGUAGGAAUUUACUUCUGCCUGAAAGUUGACUUCCUUUAAGCAUGAACAGAAACGUGUAUGUAAUAGAGGUGUUUUGUCUUUUUCCCUGUCGCGUGAGCAUCAGAAUGCUUCCUACCAUGUAACUGUAGCAGUCUGGCCUAGCAUAUUGGAUCAGCAGGCUUAGCCACGUUGUUAAAACAGUGCGAGGAGACGCGAGGGACUGUGUGCUGCAGUGCCCAGACCCGGGUUAUCAGUAUUGAUUGCGGCCGUGUACGUUUAACGCAGUAUUGAAUCCCUGAAAGUGUGUUGCUUGCUAGAGAAUUCUUGUAAUAGGUUCUGUGCUUUGUAUCCAAGCACUGAAAAUGCUUUAAAAGUAUAAGAGUAGGAGUAAUAUGGUGGUUUUUAAUGUUGUGCAAUGAUGUGCUAGUUCCCCUUAGACUCUCUGAUGUUGGGUAAAGCAAAUUUACUGUGGACAGAAUAUUGGCCUUGGUAUUUCCUUUGGUUUUGCUGUGGUACUAGAAUGAGGAGUUGCAUGUGAGCUCCUCCACAGUGAAGACAUCAGUCUGUACAUUUAACAGCCUUUAGAGAGGACACCAGUAAUAAACAUGAAUGCACUGAUACUGGUCAGUGUAGUUGCAUUGAUGCAAAUAGCUGAACUGUAACAUCCCACGUUACUUAAACAGUAACGGUAGUUCAGUGAUACUGUCUUUGCCCCAGCUGAGUGCUAGAAUUGCAGUGAAGGAUUAAGUACCUUCAAGUUAGGCCUGUCCUGCUGCUAAGAAGAGGGCAACACUUUCCCUUGUCUUCCGUACUUGAGAGUUGUUCUGAUACUUAGCAGAGACUCCAUAUUUUUAGAUACGAUCCCAGGCUAUUAUAACUACAGCAGUACUAGUAUAUAGAUACACAGUAUUCUGAAUGCACGUUUACAUUAGGCAUUCAACUGCCCACAACUGUUUUCUGUACAUCAAUGUGUUGCCAAUAUUUAGAGUUUUUAAAUACGUCCCAUGGUUACCUAAUUUGGAGCUAAAUACGCUCAGGCUAUGACAGUAUUAAUGGUUUUGUUGGUUUUGUUGUUGUUUAAAUAUGUGUGUGUGCACAUAUAUGUAUAUGUACACACAUAUACUUGGCAAGUGUGUUUAAGACUACUGCUAAUAGUCUGAGGUAAGGAUCGUAUCUUCUCAGUUGUCCUAUUUUCUUUGGUAUGUCUGAAUUGUAGCUUGAUCCUUCACUGCAGAAUAGCUCUGGGGAGAGCCAGAAGCCUGAUGUGUUCAUGUGAAACCACAGAAAGAAGGCGUGCCGGUCUGGUGAAGCCCUUUAAGGGACUUCUGCACCUUUGGAAUAUGUGGACUGUUGUUGAGCUGUUGGUGAUCAUCCGCUGUGCAAGUCAUAGCUAAUGGUGAAUGCUUUUCCAAAAACAUCAAAGCUACUGGAGUAAACCAGAUUACCUCACUUGGAACGGAAAGCUGGGGCCAUUUGCCCCAGCAAGGUGAGCGCCGGAGAACUAAAUGCCUUGGCUGAGGUGUACUGCAGCAUCUUUCCACAGUAAGAGACUACCAAAACAUUUAUCAGUUUUAUCAGUUGAUGGUUUGACCAAGGUGUUUUUGAUGUUUAAAGCUUGAAAAAUGAGACACAAUGCUUUCAUACUAUCUGGAGCAUUUAGAAAAAUACCCAACUGACUUUUCAUUGCUACUGAAAGUUUAAAAUACUGUGCAAUUAAAGAGACCAUUUUUUAAAAUAAAAAUAAUUUAGAAAUUAUUUAUUUUGAUUUACAGUGUGACUCUUGCUAAUUUAUUCUUUGCAUUAUAAGGCCAUGGUGGAGUGUCGUUUAUAUUUUUUAUUUAUCAUAGGAACUAAAACUGCUGAGAAGAAAAAACAAUAGAUUUAAACUUAAAACAAAACUCUAUGGACUUGUUUUGUUUUGUUUUUUAUAAAAGGGCUGAGGUUUUAUAAAUGUAAAAUCAUGUGUUUUAUAUACUUUGUAAAUUUUAGAGAAGUGUAGUUUACGAAUUUUGUUCAAAUUAAACAUGUAUGUGCACAUUGUUUAGACUAACCAUGUAACUAAUCCUGAAAUCAUCUGUGUUAAACGAUGGUUCCAACUAACCUUUUGCUAGGUAACAAGAGAGAUGUUCAGACUUCAUCUUCAGAUGUUCUAGAAUACAUUUCAUGUAUCUUAAGGUUCCAUCAGAAACUGGUGAUCUCCUUACCUAAUCACACGUGGAAUGACUGUUUGCACGUGAAUCAUGCUGGGUUUUCCUUGCAGUGCAUUGCGAGGCAAGACACUGGUACCUGUGAAGUAGGUAGCAGAUGUGGAUAAAGGCACUAUGAAAUGCAGUGUGUUGUUCAUAGUUACGAGCAUGCUUCAAAUAAUUUUCCAGCUUCCAUUUUCAGGUCUUAAAGAGUUGUCAUAACUUCUGCUUGUAGUGUUUGUUAAUCUAUCUACCCUGUAACCGAAACGAUUGCAAUAGUUCUCAUCCCUUCUCUUAGAUGUCAUGGCUGUUGGGGGGCCUGUGUCCUGAGCGCCUAGACGUGCGCCUGACCUCAGCACACGCACUCGCCGGGGCCACUUUGGGUGGCAUUAGAGAAGCCCUGACUAAAACUGGGGCGUGCGGAGGUGCGGGAGGGCUGGGGACGGGAGGAGCACAGCUGGGGAAGCGCCUGCUCCCCGAAGGAGGCGAGAUCUCACUGGUGCUGACAGGUCACUGGGCCAGGAUGGCACUUUGUGGGCGCUGGGAACACCUGCAAACCAAACCCGCUUGGAUGUUUAAGCACAUUCAGCCUUUGUGUUCCAAAGGUGUAACGAUCUCCUCUUCACCUUGUAAAACAAAAACUCUCCACUUUUUGUUAAACAGCUUUAUUUUUCUUUUGGUCUCAGAUGAAGUCUAAUUUACCGCAUUAGGCUGGCUGGUUGCUUACUUAUUUAUCUGAAUGACAUUCUUAAUAAAAUUGUUAUUUAAAAACUGUUUUACCAGCAUAUUAUAGGACAUCCUGCGAGGAAACAAAAAUGCAGAUACAGCAGCAAUAAUUGUUUUUUGUAGUUCUUUUCCCCCAAUUAUCUCUGUAUUUAUGUUGAGUAGGUGAGAUUUUAAUACUGUCCUGAAGUCCAUUCUGGCAAAAACAUUAGUUAAAAAUAAUGUUUGGACUACUUGGUGAAAGUAAUUGUCAAACUGGCUCUUUGUUCCUUCACUGGUUGCUCUGUAUUAUUUCUGUGAUGUGACUAUUCACAUCGUAAAACCACCUUCUGAACCAUACAAAAAACCAUGUACAUGGAUGGAUUCUGCUUUUAGAGAAAAAAAAAUAAAGAUUCAUUUUCCUCA
Messenger RNA from Tyto alba (common barn owl), 8820 nucleotides. RefSeq names its product zinc finger CCCH-type containing 12C (gene ZC3H12C). The record is from RefSeq and is a predicted model, not a curated record. Gene Ontology annotation, cellular component: nucleus; cytoplasmic ribonucleoprotein granule. The transcript is spliced from 6 exons. Lineage: Eukaryota; Metazoa; Chordata; Aves; Strigiformes; Tytonidae. Bases 455 to 3028 code for a protein of 857 amino acids. Gene Ontology annotation, molecular function: mRNA binding; metal ion binding; RNA endonuclease activity.